AUGACUUAAAAUAAAGAUAGCCGAGUAGCUUCGACUGGAAACAGAACUUAGAUUUUACAGUCUGUAGAGACAAGAAAAGAGUAGUCAUUACCACCUCGAUAAAAAUCGAUCCAACAAUCAAUGGUAAAAGGAAUGAGUGGAUUAUUGGGGGCAAACUUCGAUCGCCAAAAUAUAACAAGAGAAGAGACCUAAGAUGGUAAGUAAACUUCGAAAUUCAAAUACUUUUAAGUUGAUAUAAAGCAAUCUUAUUAAAUUUAAUGUUAGAUGGUCAAUUUUUCAAGAGAUGAGAGUCCAAAUCCAAAGUAAUACAAGCAACUUAAUCAUACCAAUAUACAAGAGGAGAGUGGGUAAUUGGGGUCAUAAUAUAGAAGCAAAUAACUCCUGUCCCAGAGUUUUUUAAAGAAGAUUAAUAUGAAUGAGUAUUCAAUGGAGAAUCCCAACAGUUAAACAAUGAUCAAUAAUAAUAACAACACGAAGAUGAUAAAGUAAAGCUAGUAGUCUGGAGCAUUAAUGCAAAUAUAAUAAAACGAGUAGCAAAAACAGAUAAAUUAGGAGAUCGCCAGAAUUAAUGCUGAGAUUGAAAAGAAAGGAUUUCUUAAAAUAGGCGACAUUAUCUCACUUAGUUUCAUUGAGAAAGUUCAUGAUGGAGACACUAAGCAUAAAGCUGCAGAAGAUCAAGAGCAUGUAGGUGCUUAAUUAGCAAAGAUCACUGAGAAGCCCAAAAUGAUUUACAAAGGAGUUGUUAUGAGUGAUGGUGUGACUAAUAAAUCAUUUAGGGUUGUGCCUAGAUCAUUCACAGCAUAAGAAAACUUUGAGGGAGAAAUCAAAACAGUGUAUUUGCCAAUGAAUGGUAGCUAGUCAUUUUAGAACUGCCUAUUCAAAAUUGAGAUUGCUUAGGACUGCAAAUACAAUAUGAUUCACUAGGAACUUAUUAAAAAGCUUUAAGAAUUAAAUAUAGAUCUAGUAGAUGCUGAUAAAGAAACUUAGGAGUAAAUUUUAGAUAGAAUCGAUGAAUGCUAAAGUUUAAUUUAAGCAAAUGAAUCAUUAUUAAGAGAAGAAAAGAAAAACAAUGAAUAUGAGUAAAACAUGAAUCUGGGGUAAAAAAUCUCAUAUGGAUUGAAAAUACAAUUAAAGCAUCAAUUUAGUGGGCAGUACUUCACUUUAAACCCAAAAAGGAUAAGCUAAGAGCAUGGAUGUGUGGCUUUGUAGUUGAAAGAUUUAUGUGAAGAUUCUUGGUUUUGUCUAAUGCCCUCUUAAAAGAUCAAGUUUUAAGGUUAAUCAAUAUCAUACCUUGAUUCGUUUUACAUUUAAAAUUUCAUCCCUGAUAAGAUUUCCAAACCUAAAUUCUUUGUUCAUGUUAAUACCUAUGAAAUUCAAUAAGAAUGGAAUGCUGCUGUUCUAGAAAUGAAUGGAAGUUAUGAGGCUUCUAAACUCAAAGCAAGGUUGUUUAUGGACUAUAAUUAUAGCUAAACUGAUAAUAAGACAUUUUAAUCAGGAGACACUUUUAGACUUUACCACAAAGAGGCUAAAGGCUUCCUGUCAGUAAAUGAAAAAUAAGUCGAUCUUAUGUUACCCUCUUUUCCAGAUUUUCUUUAAAGAGAAAUCAAAUAAAAGAGUCAAACUGGACUUGCAAAUGAAAAUAAUAAGAACGAUGAUGAUGCAGAAAAUGCCAUAAAAUAGAAAGAAGAUGAAAAAAAGCUACAAAAAUCUAAGAUUUUUAUCGAGAUUGAUCCUAAUAGUUUGAUUGUAACUAAUAGCUAUUGGGAGAUUCAAAAAGUAAAGCCAUUUAGAGGCGGAUCGAUUCUUUGGGAUGACGUCUAUAGGAUUAAGCAUAUUGGGACUGGCAAAUAUCUAGCACUAACCUCAGACAAAUUAGAAUUAGCCAUGAAAUCAGAAGCAGAUGGACUUGAUACAUUAUUUAGAUUCAGAAGAGAUUAAUAUCAUCCAAAUAUGGGAGAUGUUUUUGAAGAACUUAAAAGUGGUGAGCUAAUACUCCUGGAAAGCAUUUUCAAUAAAUUUAUUCAGAUAUAUUAAGACUUUAAUGAUGAACAGCUUGUCAAAUUUGAAUACAAUUUCAAAUCUUAUCACUAAAAGUUAGCUCAGGAAGGAGCUGAUAGUUAAAUUCCUACAGUAUGUGGCAGAUUUGCUAAAGAAGACGUUUCUAAAAUGGUUUUUGAAAUUCAAUAGGUACCAAAAGAUUUGGCUAUGAUAGCCUAUUUAGGAUUUAGCUAUUUCAAUUACCUGAUUAAUCUAUAUGCCUUCAUAAAUCUUUGGGGUGUAGCUUCCACCGACGAUGAUAAUGAUGCUGUUGAUAACUUCAAGUAUGAUUCGGACGAAGCAAUUUUGCAAGAGGAUUAACUAGUCUAAACUAUUGAAGAUUUUGAGAUUGUGAUAAAUUAUAUCAAUGACAUCUUGAAUAUGGCGAAAGCUAAGGAUAGAAUAUUUUAUGGCUAAGUUUAAACUUAACUAGCAGAAUAAGGGCUACUUUAAAUGCUUUUGAAACUAUUGGAGUUAAUGUACUAUAAGACUGUAAAUUACGUCGAUAGAGAUCCUCCCUUUUAAAGUGCAAAAGAGAAAGGAAUUAAAGAUGAUAGGAAAGACUUAGAUUAAGAUGAAGUUGAAUAAAUAGCCCAAGAAUAUUUGGACCCUGCUAUAAGAUCCGUUCUUAAAACAGUCCAUUUGCUUAUAAAAGGUAACGUAAGAAAUGCAAAUAUAAUGACUAAGUACGAUGACAUAAUCUUUAACAUGAUGAGUAGACACCCUAUUCAACUAGUAGCAAAACUUUUCAAAGAAACCUAUAAAAGAGCUACUUAUAUUCAUUACGAUACUGCUGCCUCAUACAUACAUGCAGAUGGUCUUGAUCUCAAAGUUAUUCAUGAUGUAUCUCAGAAUUCAAAUUAAGUUAAUGUCAAUCAGUAAUAGAAAUGGGUGAAAUUGCUAGAAACUGUUUACUUUUAGGAUGAAAUUAAGCAAAAUAUAGAAAAAUAAAUACUUUUCCUUAAGGUAAUAGGAAAUAUGUGCAUCAAGGAUGAUGGAAGCCCAGUUUAUCACUAUUAGGUUCAGGCUGUUAUCAAUGUAUUUUCAAAUGAAUAGGAUAUCCCCCUGAAGUUUAGUGUUUAAAAAAGAGAAAUCGAUAGGCUCUUCGUAUCGUUUACUAAAAAGAAGUCCGAAAACAUUGACAUUUUUAUGGUUCGUAAUCCAAAUUUAAGAGAUAUUUACAAGUAAAAUUAAACUGGAUAUGCUAAAGAGUUUGAAAUCACCUUUGAUUUAUAAGAAAUGACUUUGAAGUAUGAAACAUGCAUGCCUUAUAUUAACUAUAUAUGCGCAGUUAUUGAUUUAUACGCAAAUAUGUGUAUAGGCAGAAACGCUGAUGCAAUUAAAAGAGUCAGAGAAAUCGGAAUAAGCCCUGAUCUAGUAAUUAAUGUUCUUUAAAAUAAGAACAUUCAUGAGAAAUUUAAAGCUUCAAUAAUUAAAAUUGCCAAAGUAGCAUUCAUUGAUUGUGAUCCUUUCCCUACUCUAGCAAAAUCUAAAAAUAGAUGCUUCUUUUGGGAAGGAGUUGGAAAAGCCCAUCCAUAAAGAACAAUGUAUGGUUGGGAAAAACUUAAAUACGAAAAUGUCCAUUAAAACAAGAUUAUUUCAAAUUAACAAGAGUCAAUUAGAGAAGCUGUAGAGAAGGUUAGACAGCUUGUGAUGUAAUUCUUCUCUACUGGGCCAUCAGACAUUAUUGAAUUCCUUUACAGUUAUGCUACUAAAACAUAUACAAGAGAAGAUGUUGACCCCAAGCUAAAGCUACUAUUAAAUUAUAUGGAUACUUCAAUUUCCUUAAUAGAAUGUGAGCAUGUUGAUUCUAGAUUUAUUUAUCGAAUGAUUAAAACUGCAGCACUAAUAUUUUUAAGUUACAAUAUUGACGAAAUGCCUGAGGAAGGUGAAAAAAGUUGGAUUGUAAGGUUCUUGAAAGUAGCAAAAAAAUAAAGAGGAUGUGAGAAUAAAAUUGAACAACUAGAGAUUAGAACAUUGUAAAUGCUAAAAAUUCUUUGUAAAUUUAGAUUAAACAGUCAAAUAAUGCUAUUCUUAAAGCUGUUCAAGAAAAUGCAAGAGGAAAAUGAUCUACCUUAAGUUUUUAUUGAUCAAAAUGAGCAUGACAUUAAAUUCAACAUCAUAUUUCAACUUUAUCAGUUUGGAACUGAUUUCAACUCAACAUCAAAGUUGCUUCAAGAUGUAAAGUCAUUAUUUAGCAAGAUAAAAGAUAAUGCCUAGCGUGGAACCAUCUUAGAAAUAGACCUCAUUAACCUUUCAGAUAUAGAUGAUGAGAUAAAAGAUGACCCAACUAUGAAGGCUCUCAAGAAGAAACAGUAAAAUGCAGAUGCUGUUGAGUUGACUGAUGAGCAGAAAGAGGAACUAGAGCUCAAGAAAAAAAGGAAGCUUAGAAAUAAAAAAUAUUCUUUAUAUGACUUCCUUCUAUUUAUGAUUUUCAAGAAUAAUUUGAACCAUUAGAUUAAAGAUAAUGCUGCAGAGGUGCUUGUUAUGAACUUUAAACAGAGAUAAACUCUUAUGCAGGAACUCAUUAAAGUAGAGUUGAUAAUUUCAAAUUAAGACCAGCAGGAGUAUUAAGAUUUCAAGUUUUAAACCUACAGGUUGAAAGAGCACAUUGACUAACUCAUUUCUGAUGACUUAAAGUAUUUGUUCUUUACGAACCCAGAUAACGAGAAAAAGAAGAAAUGUAUUUAGGAUGUUACUAAUAUCCUCAGAGGUCUCACCCAGAGUUUAAAAUAAGAACCAUUAAGACUGUUUAAAAAGUAAAAUAUGCUGAGACACCUUGAUGUCUCUGAUGAACUCGUAAACAGAAUGAUGAAGAACAUAUGGUAUAAGCAUCAAGAUCACUACGAGUUGUUUAAUGAAAUCUCCCAUUUCCUGUUUAUGUUUACUUUCGAUAACCCCAACAAUCAAAGAUCGCUAUGGCCUCAUCUAAACUAUCUGGUGAGUCUUAUUGAUAGGGAUAUUCCAAUCACUAAAUUAAUAGCAAAGAUAAUCUCAGCUCAUAGUAAUCAGGAAGAAAGCUAGCAAUUUCUUGAAUUCUUGCUAUUCAAGCUUUCCAAAGGCAAUUAAUUCAAGUCUUUUCUCCUAAGACUACUGGUGUUAAUGACAUAUAACAAUCCGAAUAAUAAGAUAUAAAUCAUGAAAAGAUUAAUAAAAAAGAAGCAUUUUAGGUCUAGACUUUAUCUGGAUUCUGAAUAAUUCUAGAACAAGCUUACAAUUUUGACAUAAUACAGAAAGAAAUUAGGAUAGGUAUAGUCUGAUAAAGCUCUCAAGAAUGAUGAGGAUUGGGAUAGAAUAUGCCAGCAUUUAUAUACUGUAGACCUAAUUGCAGCUUGUGCUUCUAAUUCAGUUUAUGGAAUUCAGUAAGCAAGAAAACUUAUGGCAGACCCAGAACAUCUUUUCCUCAAUAUAAAUGUCGAAGCUAUGCCUUUCUUAUUCAAGAAGCACUACUUUAGGUUUUUAUUCGAAAUUUACAUUAAUGAUGUGGAAGAUAUAUCGAAUCUUGAUCUGAAUUCUUAGAGAUUCUAUGAUACUCUUAGAUUCAUAGUUAGAGAUGAUUUGAAGAGUUACCCCACAUACUACACAGGACUCGUAACUAAAAUCCUCCCAGAUGCCAAAAGGGAUAAUGAAAACGAAAAGAAUAGAGAGGGAAAGCUGUAAUCCCUUGAGAAGAUGUCCAAAUUUUAACUAUAAAAAAUGGCAUAAAGUGAUUAAAAUAGACAGAUGCUGGAUAACUACAGAGAAGAAAAGGCAAAAGCUGGUACAGUAUUAAGAUGCACUAAGUCAAUUCCCUUAAUUAAUGACUUAGACUUUUCUGAGUAUUGGAACUACCUAUCGAGAUAUUAAAAGUCAACAAACAGAGCAGAUGGACUACUGCACUUUAUUCGAGACUUCUAUAAUACAAUUAAAAGAUCAAAGCAUAGAAUGAGCACAAGUUUAAUCACAAUUACAGCUGAAAUCAAAGAAAUUUUGAUUAAAAUGAGUGAUGACUUGCACAGUGUUCUUGAGAAAGGUAAAUAAAAUUUGAUAGAUGUUGAGUCUAUAAUAUAUCAUAUUAAUGAAGCUAUUGCCAGUAUACCUAAAUUAAACAUACCCAAAGGAGGAUUUAAGCAUGACUAGGGUGAGGAUAAUGAAGCCUAACUAAUGACCGAGGAAAGUCAAAUGAAUGAAUUAGACGAUUCUAAAAUGCUUGACAUUAGAAUGGCUUCAGACAAAAUCCUUAAGAUUGUUCGAGAUUAUAUCAUCAGUAAGAACUGCUAGAUUAAAGAGGCUUUUGGAAUUGAGAGUAUUUCAAAUGAUGAGUAUAUCUCUAAAUUCUUACUCAAGAAAAAGCUCAAAGAUAUUGCUGGCACUGAAGCCUCUUUUGAGGAGAUAGAUAAGGCUAUAACCUAUUUCGUAGACUUUUCAAAGGAAUAGGAGCAGGAGAGAAAGAUCAUGCAGGUUGAUAUUGGCUAAGAAGGUCACAUACAUCCUAGAAUCGCACCUGACUUGACUUCAGAACUCAAUUUUAACUUUAGAGACUUCGAGAUUUUGCUUAAGAAAGUUCUUCAAAAAGCAGGAUACAAGCCACCCCAUUAGAAGCGUGAGAGACAAGUUGAGGGAGAAAUUAUCUUAUUUAAGAUGGAGGAUGAAGAGUUGUCAGUCGCUUGCAGCAGUGAUUUAAAACUUUACGCGAAAUGCUUCUUUGAUUUCUGCCAAAGAUAUAAAAGUACUGAUGAAAUAAAGGACAUUGUAAACAAGAUUAGUAAUAUUUUCAACAAAGCCUUUGAAAAAAAUUAGACUGAAGCAAUCAAGGAAUUGAUUGAAAAUAUGAUUUAAGGAUUUCAGAAAGAAGAGCAAAAGUAUUAUUUAAUCAAGAUGCUUCGAAUGUUAUUGGAAUAAUACAUGGCUUCAAACUUUGACGAAGAUACCGAAUAAGAAGUGUUACAAAUUGCAAAAAGAAGACUGACAUAACUUUAAGAAAUAAUGAAAGAGUGCCAAGUUUGCCAAAUUGUCCUUAAACUUAUUACAAAGCAUGAAAUUUUAGACAACUCCUCUGAAGCGAUUCUGCUAUUGAUUGCUCUGCUAUCAGGAUCAAACUCAAUUAUAUAAGAUGAGCUACUGACCAUUCUAAAAGCAAGCAAGCAAUAAUUCUUAUUCUUUGAAUAUAUUAAAAUCAGACUAGCUCAUAGCUCUCAAAAAUUAAUUACUGAUAGCGAGUAAAAAAUACUGAUUCAAUCUUAACAUGAUGACACAAGCUAAAACUAAGUUAAAGCUCCCCAUAAGCAGAAAUACUCUUAUCAAUAAUUAGCAUUAGUUUCUAACAAUGAAAUGGUCCUCAAAAAUAUUAACUAGUAACCUUUUUAUAUGACUGCAAAAUAUGAUUUCGAAAAUGAAUUGGAAAAAUUAUCAUAGUAGCAAUUAUCGAAUGAACUCCUCAACAUAUUAAGGCUAAUAUAGCUUCUUUGUCAUGGAUGUCACGAAGGAUUCUAAAAUUACCUCAGAAAUCAAGAGGAUUAUAAUAAAGAUAGAGAGUAUGUGACAACUAUUAAUAUUUUAUUUGAAGCAUUAGAGCAAACUCUAAUUUCACUAAUUGAUCUUGUCUAAGGUCCAUGCACUUAAAAUUAGAUUCAAUUAGGCCAGUGGAAAAAUUUUUGCAGAGCAUUGAAUUUCUUUUUUGCCUAAGACUUUGGCUACUAUAACGCAAACACAAUGUAGCAGAAGGCAAAAUUAACUCUUUUUUCUCUUACGUCGAGAUUACUUCUCUCCUUAGUUGAUUCAGAUAAUUCAAUUUUCAAAUAGCAGCAACUUCAAGAGAUAUUCAAAGAAAUUAAACCUUUCUACUUGAAGUAGAAAAUGAUAGAAGUAUUUUAGUUUAAAAUUGGUGGAGAUUAAAAGAAGAUCAAUAUUUAUAUGGCUGAUAAAGUAAAUCAUAAUUUUAAAUGUAUUAUAGAGAUGUACUCAUUAUUUGAGGCAUGGAGUAAAGUGAAAGACUGUGAUUUUGAUUUGACGAAUGAUGAUUUUUACCAGGAAUUUAAAGAUUAAUACAUGCCUAAGCUUAAAAAGAAAUCAAUUGUCUCGAUUGAAGCAUACUAAUAGAGGAUAAAGGAUGAUAAUUAAUCAGCUGAAGUAAACAGAAAAUAAAAAGCAGAAGAAUUAUUACAGCAAAUGGUUCUAUCAGAGCCUGCAUAGAGGAUGUUUCCAUAGAAAGAAGAUCCCAAGAAGAAAAAAUAAGAAGACUUAUUGAAUGAGGGUAUAGAUCAAGAAUAAACUACUAGAAUUGGAGGCUAUAAUAUGGAUGAUGAUGGUCCCAUUGAGGAUCAAAUUAUUGUGAGAUCAUUAACAACAAGAUAUGGCCGGAAAAUAGAGGGUAAAUGUAAAAGGUUUUGCUGCCUUAGGAGUGAUCCAAGUUUAGGCAUAUUUACAAGAAUACUACACUUAUUUGUUUAUUUCACUUGCUGCACUUGUUUUAGAAAGCAGAACAGACUCAGAAAUAACUAAAUAUUAAUGAUCAAUGGAGGUGAUGAUUAAAAUGAUGAGUUAUUACAUUCAACUGAGCACAGUGAAAAUGACAAAAUAUUUCGAAAAAAGACAAAAGCAGGGCUUAUUAAGCAAGAGCUAGAUGACUAUAAAUAAUUAAAGAAAAGUUUGAAAAAAUAGUUCAAAUUUGAGCCUGUUUAUUCAUUCGAGUAAUUUAAACUAGAUACAGCAAUAAGAUUUUAUAUAUCUAAUGUUGCAAGCGUUGAAGUAGAUUUUAAAGGAAAGCUUGUAGGCAUUAUGUUUAAAAUACCAUCAUUUUGUACAUUUAUGUCGAUAAAAACAAAGGACGAAAUUGCUCAUGAUACAACUUAAACGAGUUAAAUGGAUAAACUUGAGGAUAUAUUUGUGAAAACUCAAUUGAUUGAAUCUGAAAUGAAGAGUGUUUAGAGGCUUGCCAGAAGAUCAUACCUUCUAUCCUUACUAAGUACAAAAUACCAAAGAUUAUCUUAAAUUUCCUAUGGAUUGAUUGUUAUAAUCAAUUUCAUCUUGCUGGUGUUUUACAAAGCAAAAGGAGAAAAUUCAACGACACUUUAAUAUUCAUAAAUCGAAUCUAUUACUGAGAUUCUAGCAAUAAUAUAGAUGUUUAUUGCAUUACUGAUCUACUUAUCUUACCAAUAGAGAUAUCAUGGAGUUUUCUGGCAGAAAUAUCAAGUGUAAUAAAAGAGAGUGAAAUAAAUUCACCUUACUGAAUUUCAGGGCUCUUGUGGAUUCGCCUACAGCCAUUCAUUCACAAAAAAGUCAAAAAUAGGCUAAAAAAAUAUAGAUGAAAUCAUAUUGUCUGAGGAAUAACUAUCCCAGAGAAGAAUGCAAGUCCCUGUAAUGAGAAGAUUUAAAGAGUACCUUUCAUACGUGGUAUAAUCAUUUUGGAUAGGACUAAAGAUUGAUUUGACAUAGAGAUAUAAUUAUGUCCAUCUAGUGCUUUCUAUUGUUGGAUUAUUUUACUUCCCAAUUUUUAGUGUUUUACUUUUGGAGUUAGUAAUAAAGGUACCAAUUUUAUCCAGUGUAAUGGGAGCUUUGAAUAAAAAUCGAAGUCAAAUAAUCAAUACAUUACUCUUUAUUGCUGCAGUUACAUACUUUUAUGCCAUGAUUUCAUUUAUGUACUUCAGAGAGAGCUACAUAGAUAUUGCUAAUAGAUUUGAAGAUCCAUCUCUUAAUAACUACUGCUCUACAAUGAUAGAAUGCUUUACAUCUACUUUAAGCAAUGGCUUGAGAGGAAGUGGGGGUAUAGGCGAUUCACUCUCCUAAUUAAUAAAGAGUGAACCAGACUAUUGGGGAAGAUGGAUCUACGACUUGUCAUUCUUCUUGAUUAUUAUAGUUUUGCUUUUGAAUCUGAUACUUGCUAUUAUUAUUGAUGCUUUUGCUGACAUUAGAGAUGAUAGAAAGUAGAUGAAAUCAGAGAUUAAAGAAAAAUGCUUCAUUUGUGGUUUUAAUAAAAAUCACUUUGAAGAACACAAUUAUUCUUACUAGGAUCACAUUCUUAGAGAGCAUAACCUCUUCGCUUAUGUAUAUUUUCUAUUGUAUUUGCAAACUAAAGAUCCCAAAGAGCUAAGCGGGGCUGAGAUUUAUGUUAAAGAGUUAUUUUAUAAGAAGGAUGCUAAAUUUUUCCCUGUAAACAGAUGUCUCGCUUUUGAAAAUAACUGA
This is a messenger RNA of Stylonychia lemnae, 10197 nucleotides long. The record is from the annotation of a GenBank genome assembly. Lineage: Eukaryota; Ciliophora; Spirotrichea; Sporadotrichida; Oxytrichidae.